Molecule: messenger RNA, 1593 nt
Organism: Morchella importuna
Lineage: Eukaryota; Fungi; Ascomycota; Pezizomycetes; Pezizales; Morchellaceae
Exons: 3
Coding region: 1-1593 (530 amino acids)
Molecular function (GO): protein binding
Source: RefSeq, a predicted model, not a curated record
AUGGAAGAAUCACCAAUAUUAUCAAUCAGUGCACUGGUAGUAGCUCAAAAUGACCCCGGAAUAAUCGCCGUCCCGAACGCUCGGAUCGAUGAUAAUAUAGACGCCAUCGAGAAGUGCCUCCGGCGUAGAAUGACGGCGUCUGUCGAAGAAAGACAGUUUUUGCGCGGCGAGUCCUCGGACGAGUUGAGAAGCCAAAUUGUUCAUGCUAUUGUUGACGGAUCCCGGGGAGUCCACGCUUCUGAUAGGCUCUGGUGGACCCAGUUUCAGAUCGAACUAAUACUUUCCCUGAGCGCCGAAAACGACGUGAGGGAGCGUCUAGCAAGGCCUCCACAGAGUCUAGAAGAAUUAUACGAAGCUACCUAUGAGCGGAUACAAACAGAGCCAGUUCCAGGGCCUGAGAUCGCACUACAAACAUUGAUGUGGGUGUUGUGUGCAUUCGAGCCAUGCUCACCCGACGAACUGUCAAACCUGGUCUUUCUGACCCUCCCCCACGAGGAAAAAAGGCUGGCGGGAAACGUUUUGCUCAAGUUGUGCCAUGGACUCCUUAUCAUAGACCGGCAGUCGGACGUUGUGCAGAUCGCGCAUCCGUCAGUGCGAGAUUUCCUCGAAAGGAGAUGUGCGCCCAUGGCUGCUGCACAUGCUCUGGUUGCUAAGAUUUGUCUUGCCUUCCUGGGUGGGCUGGACACUCUGGUGGAGGUCGACUUGGACGAUUAUGCCAGCAGGUAUCCGGUGUUGUUCUGGCCGCUGCAUGUACAGGCGUGCAUGGACCAGCAGGAGGACGCAGAGUUAUCGGAGCAGCUGAUAAGGUUCUUGAAUACACACUCUAAGGACUGGUACAACGCAUAUGCGGAUUUGUUUGAUACUUAUCGAAUACCAAAUUCGGAGCGCACCUUCGAGUACCGCAUGCCUGAGUCUGGAAAAACCCAUGAGGUUGAAAGGAGCAUGGGGGAGAUAUUGAUAGACUCCAUGGAAGAGCUCAAGUUUGACGAACUGACCCCGUGGCAUAUCGCCGCCGUGUAUGGAUUUGGAGAGCAGCUGGAGGCAUUAUGGGCACUGGAGCCGCCAAACAUCAAUGCCGUAAACAAGCAUGGGCAGACAAUGCUCUUCAUUGCGAGCAGCAACGGAUCAUUGUGGAUUGUCGAGACUCUUCUGAAGAAAGGUGCGGACCCCAAUGUACCAUGCGCCACUGCCGGGAUGACGGCCCUCGACUCUGCGGCUUUCCAUGGGCGAUAUGAGGUAGUGAAGCUUUUGCUGGAGUGUGGUGGCGACGUGGAGGGAGAAAGAGGGGAGAUCAGAAGCGUCGCUCUUUGCUGGGCGGCUGCGAAGGGUUUUUACAUGAUUGUGCAAUUGCUUCUGGGGGGUGGAGCGGAUCCAAAUGUUAGAUGCACGUAUAAGAAGUGGGGUGCCCUGUAUGCUGCUUCGAGUCUUGGGCAUUGUGAGGUGGUAAAGCUGCUUUUGGAGAACGGGGCGGAUGUUGGUGUUGAGAGUGGUGAUGAGGGGAGUGCUUUUGAUGUUGCGGUGAAGAAUGGACAGAGGGACGUGGUUAAGCUUUUGCGGGAUCACAUGGGGUUAAUAGGUACUGCGGGUGGCUAG